AUGGACUCUAGCGACCGUGAUAACCUUCCUGUUACUUUCGAUAACGUCCGUCAGGGGCCACAUAAGCCAAUUGAAGAUUGUGCCAUGCACGACUAUCGCCGUGGUAGCCAGGAAGGCAUUUCGCGUAGUUCUUCGUUCUCCGUUCUUGUCGACGGCGGCGACUUGGACGUUCCUCCUAUCUCGCCUCUAAGCAUAUCUCCUUCUCCGUCCAUUCGUGCCGACGAUAAUAUGUCUGAAAGUUCAUUCCUGUCUCCCUGGACGCCUACAUUAGAGAUGUCCCCUGCUACCUCUGUUCCCCAAAAAUCUCCGCUCCGUGAAUUGGAAUCACCCUCGCUUUCUCCUACAAAAUCUGAUCUUUCUUUUGAUCCAUUUAUUCAGAGUUCUACCGUUUCCAAGCCUGAGUUGCGUAAUGACCCAUCCGCGACCGUAUCGAAACCUGGCUUUCGUACCAAGGCUAAGGGGCUUUCAUUCAUACUGCCAAGUAUUUGCAACUAUCGCUCUGGACAAAGCCCAGGAUUACUCGAUGCCGUUCGUCAGCAAGAAGUCUCUCCUUUGCCCAGCCCGCUAGCUCGAGAUCUGCGUCGUCGUGUCGAAGUUGUUGAUGACGAAGACCACGGGAUGGAUAUCACCGCCCCUUUUGAAGAAGACAGCAUACUAUCUGCACACUCUGUCUCAACUCUUACCCCCUCUGAAGAAUCAUGUCUUGGACUUGACUUGGGACUUGGCAUAAUCGAAGAUGACACGAAAUUGAACUCGAAUUCCUACUUUUCAACCAGUUAUUCUAAGAGUCAAGGAAAUAGCUUCGCCGACGAUGGUCACGGUGGCGAGCACAUUAUCGUUGGCCCAAAGAUAAUGAAAGCCAGUAAAGCUCACAGCUCUAGCGCCGAGCUAAUUCCUUCUCCUAACAACUCUCAAGCACGUCAGCAACACCCCGUGUCAAAUCGUCCGUCCUCUCAUGAGAACUUUUCAAGGAGCUCCACCAAGAAAUACCCGCGCAGGAGUAUUCCUCUUCCUCCGCCCCACCUCCAGCCAUCUUUUGCGUCAGUGCCUAUCAGUGAACUGAAUCGUGGCGCAUACAUGCCUAGUUUGCAAACACUGCCAUUGUCGGUAUUGACUCCUGGAGAAACGGUGUCUAAACGUGACAAUUGGGGCACUAAUCUGCCUCUUAGCCCAUCUGUUGGGAAAUUUCGGCAACUCAAUUUGAAGCUCUCGACAGUCAAGUCUGCGUCGGUCCCUCGCGAGCUAAGUGCAUCCGACUUGUUACGGUUACAGAUACAGGGAGUAUCCCGAUUCCCAAAGUAUUUUCCCGAGGGAUAUCUACUGGAGGCAAGCUUCGCCCGACAAUACUGCCUCGAGACUGAGCUCGGUUCAGGGGGGUAUGGAUUCGUACUUGGCGCACGCAACGUGUAUACGAAUGCGCAAGUCGCAGUCAAGUUCAUCAAUCGUCGCUUGGUCCCAACGCGUGGGCUUAUUCGUGAUUAUAAGAACGACAUUGUGCCUCUUGAGGCUGUUGUAUUGCAGCUCGCGGAACAUCCCGGCGUCGUUCGCUUCUAUGGGCUCUACGAGGACGCGGUGUAUUUCUAUCUGGUUCAAGAAUUACAUGGAUCUCCUUGGUCGAAGAACGUAAAAAACAAACACAAGGGACAGGAGCAUGUCGAUAUCAGCGACGAGUCUUCACCGGUCGACGUAACAAAAGCAAAGUCGAUAUCACCAUAUGCACCUGUACACAGCUCACCGCUUCGUCCACUUGCAGCAUCAAACUCGAUGCCGAGCAUUCCUACAAUGCGGCGCAUGUCCUCGUCUUCAGCUCAGAAUGAAAUACCCCUUGGCCCCCGUGGAUCGCUUCCAUUGUCUGCGACGCGCCCUCAAAUGCCGCGUAGAGCAUCAUAUGAUUUAUUUGAAUGUAUUGAGCAGCACGAACGCCUGUCCGAGGGGCAAGCCAAGUACAUCUUUGCCCAAGUCGCGGAGACGGUUUGGUACCUAGAUUCGAUCGGAAUAACACAUCGUGACAUCAAGGAUGAGAACUUGGUUAUUGAUCGUGAGUUCAAGGUCAAGUUUAUCGAUUUUGGAAGUGCGGUGAUUCGUGAUGUGCGCAAGCCACCCCUACAUACAAUACCUUCUUUGGAACUGUUACAUUUGCGUCGCCUGAUACUCAAAAACCUGCCGUACACCGCCCCGCCGGCAGAAGUCUGGACACUAGGGAUAUUCUCUCAUUUUUGGUAA
Rhizoctonia solani is the source of this 2223-nucleotide messenger RNA. Its product is annotated as CAMK/CAMK1 protein kinase. Gene Ontology annotation, cellular component: cytosol; nucleus; cytoplasm. Bases 1 to 2223 code for a protein of 740 amino acids. The transcript has 4 exons. Lineage: Eukaryota; Fungi; Basidiomycota; Agaricomycetes; Cantharellales; Ceratobasidiaceae. The record is from RefSeq and is a predicted model, not a curated record. Gene Ontology annotation, biological process: protein phosphorylation; intracellular signal transduction; negative regulation of glycogen biosynthetic process. Gene Ontology annotation, molecular function: ATP binding; protein serine/threonine kinase activity.